This is a messenger RNA of Prunus mume (Japanese apricot), 1225 nucleotides long. RefSeq names its product carbonic anhydrase Nec1-like. Gene Ontology annotation, biological process: one-carbon metabolic process. The record is from RefSeq and is a predicted model, not a curated record. Gene Ontology annotation, molecular function: carbonate dehydratase activity; zinc ion binding. NCBI's taxonomy places the organism in Eukaryota, Viridiplantae, Streptophyta, Magnoliopsida, Rosales, Rosaceae.
CCAAUCAAAAACUCCUACUGAUCAGAGCAUCACAAAGACUUGCAUGUUUUAUCUGAUAAAUGAUCAACAUGAAGCAUCGAAGCAAACCCAUCUUCAUCAUUUAUUGUUUUCUAGUUUUUGUACUUCUGUUCACACAUUUGACAAUAUCAGUUGUCAAAGCUCAAGAAGUUGAGGAUGAGAGAGAUUUUGAUUAUGUUGAGGGAAGCAAGAAGGGGCCAGCUUACUGGGGAGAGAUCAAGAAAGAAUGGGCAGCAUGCAAACAUGGAGGCAUGCAAUCUCCAAUAGACUUGCCAGGUAAGAGUUUUCAAAUACUCCCAAGCUUAGUGGAGCUAAAGAGGACUUACAAGCCUUCUAAUGCCACUCUCAAGAAUAGAGGCCAUGACAUUAAGCUUGAGUGGGCAGGCAACGCCGGAUCGAUUGAGAUCAAUGGCAUUCAGUAUUUCUUAAAACAAAGCCACUGGCACUCUCCCUCCGAGCAUUCCAUUAAUGGCAAGAGGUAUGAUAUGGAGCUCCACAUGGUUUAUCAAAGCCCGGAUCCGAAAGUGGAAAGCAAUACUGCUGUUGUUGGAGUCCUCUACCAGAUUGGUCGCCCUGAUGCCUUCCUCUCAAAGUUGACGAGGGAUAUAGCAUCUAUGACUGAUAAAAAGAUAGAGAGAAGCGUUGGGGUGAUUGAUCCUGCAGAAAUAGUAGAAUUGGAUGGCAAAAACUACUACAGAUACAUAGGCUCACUCACCAUUCCUCCAUGCACUGAAGGCGUUAUUUGGAUCAUGAGCAAACAAUUUGGGACAGUUUCAAGAGAACAGAUAGACCUACUUCGAGUGUCUGUGUAUGAUUAUGCAGAGACGAAUGCAAGGCCAUUGCAACCUCUUAAUCGUCGAAUAAUCCGCCUCUAUUUCCAAAAACCAAAGAUUAUUAAAUACAACUGAAGAUAUAAGAGAGUUCGCCAGAAACCCUAGUGGACUCACAAACUUAUAUAAUUAGCUCACAACAAGAUGGAGAAAGAAAAAAACAAUUGUUCACUUGUUAUAUCUGAUUUGUAAAAAUAAAAUUUGGAACACAUAUAUGGACUUCAAUGUGCUCCAUAUAUCACUGUGACACGUUAAACAUGUUAUGUUAGUUUAAACCACGCUACUGUCUAUGCUUGAAUUUCCUCUGUUGUUCAAUGUAUCUGUUUCUAGUUGGGGUUCCUAAUUUAUAAUGGCAUCACAAAUGAUAAUUCAAAGUA